AUGGAUUGUGGUGAGACAUUUAGUUCAGUUAUCAAACCGGCGACUAUUCGUACAGUUCUUAGUUUGGGUCUCUCCAAGGCAUUAUCAAUUUAUCAACUUGACAUCAAAAAUGCUUUUUUAGAUGGAGAAUUCAAGGGGACUGUUUACAUGUAUCAACCUUUGGGCUAUCGGGAUCCUGAUAGACUUAAUCAUGUGUGUUUGCUGAAGAAAUCUCUGUAUGGGCUAAAACAAGCUUCGCAAGCUUGGUAUAAGCAAUUUACUGAUUAUUUCCAUACCCUUGGGUUUUCUCACAUUAAUACCGAUCAUUCCUUGUUUGUUUAUCGUCAAUGUACUUCUAUGGCUUAUUUUUUAUUAUAUGUCGACAAUAUUAUUUUAAUUGCUUUUUCUGAUGAGCUCUGUCGGUCUAUCAUAUUGCUUCUUAGCUCUAAAUUUGCUAUGAAAGAUUUGGGCCCAUUGAGUUAUUUCUUGGUCAUUGCUAUCACUCGUCAUACAGGUGGUUUAUUUUUAUCUCGAAAGAAGUAUGUGGCCGAGAUCAUUGACCAAGCUGGCAUGUCAUCGCAUAAGCCAUCUCUUACUCCAAUUUCUCCAAAACCGAAGCUCGGGGCUACUAUGAGCAUACCAUUUGUGGACCCAUCUCUUUAUCAGAGUCAUGUAGGGGCACUGUUAUACCUUACGUUCACGAGACCAGAUAUUACUUUUGUUGUACAACAUGUAUGCUUAUCCAUGCAUGACCCAUGGGAUGAGCACAUGAACGAUCUCAAGCGGAUUGUACGCUACCUACAAGGUACUUUGGAUUAUCGUCUUCACCUUUAUCCCUCUUCCACAACCACUCUUAUCUCAUUUACUGAUGUUGAUUGGCGUGGGUGGCCCGAUACACGGCAUUUAACUUUGGGUUAUUGUGUCUUUAUGGGUGAUAACUUGAUCUCAUGGUCCACCAAAUGUCAAGCUACUUUGUCCCUUUCUAGUGCAGAGGCAGAAUACCGAGGGUUGCCAAUGUGGUUUUUGAGUCGUGUUGGUUGCGAAACUUGCUUUUGGAACUUCAUUCCUAUUCCACAGGCUACUUUUAUUAACUGUGAUAAUGUUAUUACCAUUUAUCAGGAUGGCAAUCCUAUUCAAGAUUAA
Molecule: messenger RNA, 1122 nt
Organism: Solanum dulcamara
Lineage: Eukaryota; Viridiplantae; Streptophyta; Magnoliopsida; Solanales; Solanaceae
Exons: 1
Coding region: 1-1122 (373 amino acids)
Source: RefSeq, a predicted model, not a curated record